CAGUGGUGUAGGAUGGUGGGAGAGCAUGGCGGGCUGGGCACGUGUGUCUUGGUGGUGGUUGUCCUCCUGCUGACCACCACCACUACCACAGCCCACGACUACCUGGAAGACCUCGAUGACCCAGACACUUCACGCCUCCUAGAUGUGCUGCAGUACUAUGACACAGAGCCCAGUUACCUCUACGAUUAUGGGAAACGACAUAGCAACUACGGAUUUGGCCUCGGAAAACGAACCCCCGGCUAUGCCUUCGGUCUGGGCAAACGCGAGGGCUUGUACUCUUUGGGCCUGGACAAAAGAUCAGACCUCUAUUCUUUCGGGCUAGGCAAGAAAUCAGGUAGUUAUAACUUCGGUUUGGGCAAGAGAAGCGUCGGCGAUCUCCCGGAGGUCUCAAAGGUAGAGGACGGGGCGUCUCCAAGGACAAAGCGAGACGUAAGCAUCACCGAGGAUACCCUAGAGGACAAGAGAGCCAAAUACUCCUUCGGGAUCGGUAAAAGAGAAAGCAGCAAGAACAAGAGGUCAAAGUUGUACGGGUUUGGUCUGGGAAAACGAGACUCUGGUGAAGAAAGGAGGGAAGACGACGACAUGGAAAACAGAACCCAACAGUAUUCCUUCGGCCUUGGCAAACAGGACCCCGACAUGGAAAUAGAGAAAAGGCCACGAAAUUAUGCCUUCGGUCUGGGAAAGCGAGAAUCUGAUGAAGAUUCUGAUAAAAGAUCUCAGAUGUAUUCCUUCGGUCUUGGCAAACGGGAUCCCGACAUGGACAUGGACAAGAGGCCCCGGGAUUAUGCUUUUGGCCUUGGGAAACGUGCCUCCAGUGACGAAGAUGACGAGGAGCGUUACUACGCAUAUGAACAGGGAAAGAGACCCACUGCCUACAGUUUCGGUCUUGGGAAACGCGCUUUUAGUGAGACGGAUGACUAUGACAAUGUGAACGACAACGACGAUGGGGAUGAUGAGCUGGAACUCAGCGACUUGGAACAGUACAGCGAUGACCUCAAGAGGGCUACCUCGUAUGGUUUUGGACUUGGUAAGAGGAGCGAUGCACCCGACAGUGGUUUUGGCAGGAGGUCAUACGAUUUCGGUCUUGGGAAGAGAGCUGGUCGGUAUGCCUUUGGUCUGGGGAAGAGGACUGGUCCGUAUGCCUUUGGUCUUGGAAAGAGGACUGGUCCGUACGCCUUUGGUCUAGGAAAGAGGACUGGUCCGUAUGCCUUUGGUUUGGGAAAAAGAGUUGGUCCCUAUGCGUUUGGUCUUGGAAAGAAGGCUGGUCAUUAUGCCUUCGGUCUUGGAAAGAGAGCUGGUCCAUAUGCCUUUGGUCUUGGAAAAAGAAGUGGCCCCUAUGCUUUCGGUCUUGGUAAGAGAGCUGAUCCAUACGCAUUCGGCCUUGGUAAAAAGGCUGGGCAGUAUUCAUUCGGCCUUGGCAAAAGGUCAGGCCCAUAUUCUUUCGGUCUUGGCAAACGUAGCGAUUCCGACUCCGACCAAUACACCCUGGGAAGGCGUUCUGGAGUGUAUUCAUUCGGCCUGGGCAAAAGAGCUGGUCCUUAUAGCUUUGGUCUUGGAAAACGUGAGGUGAGCGACGAUGACCACGACGAAGAUGAACAAGACAUAGGAGUAGAGGAAGAGAUGUCAUCCUAAGUCUCCUUCAAGGUGUCUGACACUACCUAGGCGCAUAAUUAUUCCCAUCUUAACUUCCUCGAUGAGACCGAAUUCUAAAACAAAUCUUAGAGCAAGAAAUUACUCAUAUAAUUAUAACCCCCUGGUUUUGUGAGGCUUAGUGCGGCUGUAUUCACUCCUCCAAGAGUAUGUGAAUGCCUCAUUAGUUCUGAUUCUACUAAUCGGAGCUUAAUUGGCUGGCUGGUAGUAACUUUCAAGGAUGCUUUUGAAUUCGGUCUUGUAUCUUAUUCUCUAACAUAUACAAGACAGGUUCCAGCUUCAUCUUUCUUAUUUUCUACAUUUCUCCAAAUUUACUUUACAAUUUUAGGUCAAUAAUCAUAAAUGUAAUUCCUAAUGGUAACACCACGGAGGCUAACCUAUGUUGUGCCUACACAACUCUGGCCUAUCCUAUACCAUAAACUACAUAUUGUGGCAGGUUUCAGUAUGUAAAAACAAAAAAACAAAAUCAGUAUUGCCAAGUGUAUCAGUUAAGGUGAUGGUCGGGCAAUCAAGAUGCUAAAAACAGAGGAAAAUAAUUGUUUUUUUCUUUGGAUAUGAGAGAAUGUGUUGCAAAUACCUCCAGUAGCCUUAGUCUCACCAGAGGCUAGGUCUGUAUCAAUUAUGUUAUCUUUAGUAUUAUAUGAGAAAUAAAGUAAUAUAUAUUAAAGAUAA
Messenger RNA from Homarus americanus (American lobster), 2322 nucleotides. Its product is annotated as allatostatins-like. Lineage: Eukaryota; Metazoa; Arthropoda; Malacostraca; Decapoda; Nephropidae. The record is from RefSeq and is a predicted model, not a curated record. Bases 13 to 1632 code for a protein of 539 amino acids. Gene Ontology annotation, molecular function: neuropeptide hormone activity. The transcript is spliced from 2 exons.